AUGUCGACGUCUUCGGGAACGCCCGAGUCCUGGAUCUCCAGCUUUUGCGCUCUGCCGGGCCACGAAUACUUUGCUGAGGUUUCCGAGGAGUUUAUCGAGGAUGACUUCAACCUGACGGGUCUGCAGACCCAAGUUGCCAUGUAUAAGGAGGCGCUUGAGAUGAUCCUUGAUGUCGAGCCUGAGGAUGAUGAGGAUGAAGAGGAGGAUGAAGAAGAUGAGGAUGAAAACGAAUCGGGAGAGGAGGCCGAUCGCGCGGGCGCGCGACACGGCGCAGAGCGGCGACAUCAUAGCAGGAUGGCUAGCGACCUAUCCGUCAUCGAAUCAUCAGCAGAGAUGCUCUACGGCCUCAUCCACCAACGAUUCAUCUGCUCGCGCGUCGGCAUCCAGCAAAUGAGCGAGAAGUACGAGUUUGGCCAUUUCGGAUGCUGCCCUCGAACACACUGCGAGCAGGCGCGCACCUUGCCUGUUGGCCUGUCCGACAUUCCCGGUGAGGACACGGUCAAAUUAUUCUGCCCGUCGUGUCUCGACGUUUAUGUUCCACCUAACAGUCGGUUCCAAACUGUUGACGGCGCUUUCUUCGGUCGCACAUUUGGAGCUCUCUUCCUCCUUACUUUCCCCGAAUACGAUCUCACCAAGCGUGGUGCCGAUGUGUUGUCAAGCACCAACUCCAAGGUGCCCGACGACGAGAGCAUUCUCAACGGCAUGUUUGCCAAGAAUAUUGCACCCGGACUUGGCGGUGGACACAUCUACGAGCCCAAGAUUUACGGGUUCAAGGUCUCAGAGCGAGCGAGAUCAGGCCCCAGGAUGCAGUGGCUACGAGACCGACCAGAAGUUAUCACCGACUUGGAUGAGGCACGGCUUUACCACGAGCAGAACCCCGACUCUGACGAGGAAGAGGACGAGUCCAUGGCUAACGGCCGGGCACUGGUCCGACGGCGACCACCUGGCAACGCUCGCCUUCGCCAGCGACCAAAUCACAGUGGUAGUCCUAUGGCUCUGUCCGCCAACGGUGCCGAGUCUGAGCUGUAG
This is a messenger RNA of Trichoderma atroviride IMI 206040, 1029 nucleotides long. RefSeq lists its product as uncharacterized. Gene Ontology annotation, molecular function: protein kinase regulator activity. Lineage: Eukaryota; Fungi; Ascomycota; Sordariomycetes; Hypocreales; Hypocreaceae. The record is from RefSeq and is a predicted model, not a curated record. Gene Ontology annotation, cellular component: protein kinase CK2 complex; UTP-C complex; cytoplasm. Gene Ontology annotation, biological process: regulation of transcription by RNA polymerase III.